Molecule: messenger RNA, 1283 nt
Organism: Solanum stenotomum
Lineage: Eukaryota; Viridiplantae; Streptophyta; Magnoliopsida; Solanales; Solanaceae
Exons: 1
Coding region: 262-813 (183 amino acids)
Source: RefSeq, a predicted model, not a curated record
UCAAUUUUUUUCAAAUUCAAAACCGAGCAACCAAAAGAAGAUAACUGUUUUUCCCUUUUCCUUGACAAUUGAGAGAGAUAAAUAACAAUACACAAAAAAACAAUUUCCCUCCUUCCCUUACAACAAGGAACAGGUAAAAUCAGAAAUUAUUCAACCUUCUUUUUUUCAAUCCUGUUAACCCAUUUUCAACAACUCUGUUGACUUUGUUUGUUCUCCUUCAUGCUUUGAACGAUUUGAUUUUUAUUAUUACCAAAACAAAUUAUGGCAACAGAAAUUUUGCGGCCACAGGAUAUAUUAACUCAACGGUUCAGAGUUUCACCGUCGGCGUGUUAUCGUCGGAGAAACAACUUUGGUAACGGAAAUGACUAUUUUAACCCUAGGUCUUCUUAUGGGAACCGGAAACAGGUGGUCAGAACGGAAAGGGAAAGAUCUGAGAAGAAGAAGGUGAAAAACCAACCUGAGCCGUUGAUGAGGAGGAGAUCUGCGAGUUCCGAGGAUUUGAGACCGACUCACAACGCCGGUAAGUUUAACGGUGGUGUAGUUAUGGGACAGGUGACGAUUUUGAGGAGAGGCGAGUCUUUGGAUUCUCUGAACUCAAUGUAUGGAACCAGACCGGGUCAACCCGAAAUGGUGCACAAGCAGAUCCGUGUCGGGUUAUCGUCGGCCGACGUCUACGCCGGUUCAGCUUUUUCAAAUUCGCCGUCGCCUAGAGCUCUUCCUUUGCCUUCCUUUUUCAACAAAAAGCAAGAAGAUUUCAAGUCUGAUGACUUUGCCAGUAGAGAUUUGAGGCGCUUGCUCCGGCUGGAACACUAGGAGGAUCCGGUUAUGACGUUCCCUGAAAAUGAUCCGACCCGAAUCGACGAAAUAUCGAUAAAAGUUAUCGAAUUUUCGGGAUCUUAAUUUCUCCAUGAUUUUUUUUAGACAUGUGGAGAAGAUGAAAAGGUCUGAAAUUUGAGAAAAUUUAGAAAAAGAAUUAUAUAUUUUUAAUUUUUCUUAAAAUUUUUGUAAGAUAUGAAUUUACUUUUAUUGAUCAAUAUUGGGAGGGUUUUGUUGUAAUAUGGGAAUGGAAUAUUGUAAUAUAUAUAGUACUAUAUGAUAAAAUAUUGGGAAUGGGAAUAAUUAUGGGAGAAUUAGUAAAGUGGUUGGAGGGGAAGAAGAUGAGUAUAUAAGAAUGUUGUGCUGCUCUGUCAAUGGUGUUAGAGAUGACUGAAGAUGAUGUUGAAAGAGGAACAUUUCAGUCUCUUCUUGUAAAUCGUAAGAUAAUACUUAUAAAUACUACUAAU